GGUUAAAACCCUUCCUCCUUUAAAAAAAAAAACCCUAAUUCUAAGACCCGCAAAUUUAACUAUUUGAAUUCAAAAUUUAAAUUGAUGGCUUCAAAACGGGAAAGUAACAUGGAAAAGAUGAAAUCAUCGUCGAAACGAUCGGGAGAAAUGAGCCGGAGGAAUUUGUUAACCGUCCAUCACGAGCGUCUCUACCGUGCUUUUAGCCUCGGCACCAGAGUUUAUGAUGGAAAGGAAUGGAAAUGGCAGUGUGCUGAUAUUGAGAUACAAAAACAUGUGAUUCGGUCGAUUGCAUCCUUUCUCGAUUGCGUUUCAGGAGACAUUGUACAUAAUUCACUAGUAAAGGACUCUAUUGUUGAUAUAGUUGGUGCAUUGGUAUGGAUUCUUCAGAGAAAAAUUAAUGCUGUAUUAAGCAUCACUGCUGAUUUGGUAGUGAAGUUGAUCAACAUCAUUCCGAGUACAUUGUUGCAACCUUUCUUGUUAGACCUGGUUCAUCCGUUGUCAUCCUUGUUAUCAUAUUAUCAAUUAGAAGUAUCCAUAUUAUGUGCUAUUGCAUUGAAUAUGAUCUUCUUGAAUCUGAGUCUCAAAAGAGAGAAAGAGGUUUGGGAUAUUCUGAUUGAAACUGGUGCCGUGUCUCAUAUUGUUAGUGGCAUAAGGAAAGUUCCAGAUGAUGGUGUUACAUCAAUCAAAUAUUUCCAAGAGAUGACAACUCUCCUGAGUAAUAUUCUGCAACGCUGGCCCCCAUCUCGGUAUUAUGUUUGGAACGAUGCUGAAUUGUUAAAAGUUUUGGAGGUUAUGCAUAUGAAACCCGAUUUUCCUAUUAAGGUUUCAGUUUUGAAGCUUUAUUCUGCUAUAGCACUUUGUGGUAAUGGAGCUAAAAAGCUUUUACAGAAUGGGGAAGCUCUUGUGCAAAUGAUGAUUCUUUGCAUGGGCAGAUCCCACCCCUUCUAUGUCCGGACUGAAGGAUUUAGACUUGCCCAGUGCUUGGUGACGGAUGAAGAGGGAUGUUCGAAAUUGAUGAGCUUGUGUUGUGAGCCUAUUGUUAGUGCGUUAAUUGAUGGAAUGAGUGGAUGGACCUCAAAUUCAGGGAAGUUUUCCAAUGAUGAGAUGUCUAUACUGGUAGAAGCUUGUCAUAUAGCUCUUAUGAUGAAUCGCUGGCCAGGAGAGCAUCACAAUUUCAUGUGGGAGCAUGGGAUUGAUCAAGUCCUCCUCAACUUGCUUCUGGAUUUUCAUGGUGGACCAUCUAUAUCUUCACUGCCUCUGGAAGAACAAAUGUCUAUAGCAGAAGAAGGUCUCAAGACAAAUUUUCUUCUUAGCUUGAGGCCAUAUAUUUGGGAACUUCUUGGUUGGCUCGUUACACAUUGUAAGGAAGAAUUCGGCCCCAGCAUUUGUGGGCGUGAACUUAAAAUUGACUUCCUGAUUACCUGUGCAUGCAUAUCUUUUGUGGAUUCAAUUCGCCAAGGGCGCCAAAUACGUACAUAUGAUGUAAAUGAUACCUUUAGAUGUGAAUCAGCGUCAAGGGCAAUCUUAAUGAUGAUUUAUUCUCCUUCCAAAUAUAUAGCAUCAAAAGCAAGAUUCAUACUGUAUGAAAUUCUAAAGCCAACCGGGAAGGAGUACGUGAACUACCUGUUGCGUACUUUAAAUACCAGACCAUCUAAGGACGACCUAGGAGUCCCUUAUGUUCUUCGUACUAGUAUAAACUUAGUGGCAUUGGUAUGCUUUUCUUGUUUUCCUCAAUAUCAUAGUCAUAUUGAUAGGAGUGCAGGAAUAAGGGCACUUUUGGGUUUUUCAAAAUGGUACUUAAGCAAUGAUAUCCAUAUAGGUAGACCCAGCCUUGUUCCUCAUUUGCGUAAUAGGUUCAGUGAAAGGAUUUGUUGCUGGUCAUGCAAUGAAGACUGGGAAGGCAAUGAUAUUCUCUUAUUGUAUAGUUUAUGCGGGAUGGCAGAAUUGAUACACUCUGGCUAUGUAGGACAUAAAUCUGAGAUCUUUGAUGGCCAAGUGGAUUACACUGAAGCUCAAUUUGUGAACGCACUCCAGGAGAUCUGCAUCACCACUACUUCUCCCGGAAUAAAAUGGUAUGCUGCAUUUAUUCUAAGUUACUUUGGAUUAUAUGGUUUUCCAUGUAAACUUGGCAGGCGCAUUGGAAGAGCACUUAAUGCGAACGAAUAUGCAGAUUUGCACCUUGUUCUCUCAAAUAGGGACUGUAUAAGUGUGCAUGGUGUCCUUCUUGCCGUUCGAUGUCCAUCAUUGAUACCUCCAGAAGAAUUUCCUUGUUAUGAGAAAGCAUUUGGUGGUUCUUCAAUUGGAUAUGAUAUAGAGAGGAAGGAUGGAACAUUUCAGAAAGAAAUUUAUUUAUCUUCGCAUGUCGAUAACCAGGCGUUGUCCAAACUGUUGGAAUUUGUUUAUUUGGGAUAUUUAAAUGCAGGAGAGGAACUUGUGAAGAAAGUAAAAAUCCUUGUCAAACGCUGUAGCAUACCACCUCUUCUACAGAUGCUUACUAGAAGACAUCCCAAGUGGGGCAAGAUUUUCCCAAAAUAUGAUCUGUCUCUCGCUCUUACUCCAUCCAAGCAUUGCUUUACGGAUAUCAUCUUGGAGGCUAAAGCAGCCGAAUCUCCUUCUUGGGUAUGCAGUGUAUGCUCCAAACAAGCGCCACAUAUGCAUUGUCACAAAGUUGUAUUAUGGUCAAGUUGUGAUUAUCUACGGGCCUUGUUUCAGUCUGGCAUGGUGGAGAGUAAUUCUCAGACCAUAAAGAUGCCAGUUAGCUGGGAGGCAAUGGUUAAGCUAGUGAACUGGUGGUAUACCGAUGAAAUUUCUAGUCCUCCAUCGGGAUGUUUAUGGGAUAAUAUGAGCAAUGAGGAAAGGCUACAGAUGCUCCAACCAUAUGUGGAGCUUUGUUGGCUUGCUGAGUUUUGGUUUUUAGAGUACAUUCAAGAUAUUAGCUAUGGAAUUAUUAUAUCUUGUCUAGAUUCUGCCAAACACUUAUCUAUCAAAAUGAUUAAACUCGCUGCUGAUUUUUCUCUUUGGAAAUUGGUUGAAGUGGCUGCAAAUUAUUUGGCCCCUUUAUACCGUCAACUUUGCCAUUCUGGAGAACUUGAAGGAUUGGAUGAACAAGUAAUUGAUAUGAUUCGCAUAGCCUCCAUUCGGCUUUCACAAGAAGGUUAGUUUACAAUUUACUGUAAUGCUUUACACAUGUCAUGUAGAUGUAUAUUUUUAUAUGAUACGAGCAAUAGAAAUAAAUGGUAAUUGUUUGUUAA
This is a messenger RNA of Mercurialis annua (annual mercury), 3251 nucleotides long. Its product is annotated as BTB/POZ domain-containing protein At1g04390. Gene Ontology annotation, molecular function: protein binding. NCBI's taxonomy places the organism in Eukaryota, Viridiplantae, Streptophyta, Magnoliopsida, Malpighiales, Euphorbiaceae. The record is from RefSeq and is a predicted model, not a curated record. The transcript has 8 exons. The coding region runs from base 85 to 3159 and encodes 1024 amino acids.